GGGCCGUCUAACCGCGAUCUGGCAGAUAAAGAGGAUACAACGCAGAGUGUACCAGCGCCCAGGAUAUGAAUUGAAGAAGCCCACUUAUCUUUCCAAACUUGGACUGCAAGUGAGAAAAGGCAGGGUCACUGAUGUGGAAGGGAAGACCAAAGGGUGUUAUAGCCAACAGAUACAAACUGGAUUUGUUAUUUCAUUCACAAGAACCAAGGGGAAAAGAUCUCAAGUCACACUUGGUUUCAACACACCAAGCCAAACAACUAAUAAACCGCCCACGAAGAAUGAAACUAUUCUGAACUCGUCAUUCUGCAGAUGCAGAUUAUAAUAUUAAGAUAUACACAAAAUUGUAUAAAGUAGACAAUAAGUGACCUUUUAUUGAAAAGAGGAGGAGUCAAAGAUCCUGAAAGGGUUGGGACUGCCUGCAGUCAGUCCCUAGGGAACUUCCUGUUGUCACCACACCUCUGAGUCAUCUGAGCUUACUGUGAGCAAAAUCCCACAGUGGAAACUCUUAAGCCUCUGCGGAGUAAAUCAUUCUUGUGAAUGUGACACACGAUCUCUCCAGUUUCCAUAUGUUGAGAUUCUACUUAUUCAUCAGUUUGAUGUGCUUGUCAAGAUCAGACGCGGAAGAAGCAUGUCCUUCAUUCACCAGGCUGAGCUUUCACAGUGCAGUGGUUGGUACGGGACUAAAUGUGAGGUUGAUGCUCUACACGAGGAGAAACCUGACCUGCGCACAAACCAUCAACUCCUCAGCUUUUGGGGACUUGAAUGUGACCAAGAAAACCACCUUCAUUGUCCAUGGAUUCAGGCCAACAGGCUCCCCUCCUGUUUGGAUGGAUGACUUAGUAAAGGGUUUGCUCUCUGUUGAAGACAUGAACGUAGUUGUUGUUGAUUGGAAUCGAGGAGCUACAACUUUAAUAUACACCCAUGCCUCUAGUAAGACCAGAAAAGUAGCCAUGGUCUUGAAGGAAUUUAUUGACCAGAUGUUGGCAGAAGGAGCUUCUCUUGAUGACAUUUACAUGAUCGGAGUAAGUCUAGGAGCCCACAUAUCUGGGUUUGUUGGAGAGAUGUACAAUGGAUGGCUGGGGAGAAUUACAGGCCUCGACCCUGCAGGCCCUUUAUUCAACGGGAAACCUCACCAAGACAGAUUAGAUCCCAGUGAUGCGCAGUUUGUUGAUGUCAUCCAUUCCGACACUGAUGCACUGGGCUACAAGGAGCCAUUAGGAAACAUAGACUUCUACCCAAAUGGAGGAUUGGAUCAACCUGGCUGCCCCAAAACAAUAUUGGGAGGAUUUCAGUAUUUUAAAUGUGACCACCAGAGGUCUGUAUACCUGUACCUGUCUUCCCUGAGAGAGAGCUGCACCAUCACUGCGUAUCCCUGUGACUCCUACCAGGAUUAUAGGAAUGGCAAGUGUGUCAGCUGCGGCACGUCACAAAAAGAGUCCUGUCCCCUUCUGGGCUAUUAUGCUGAUAAUUGGAAAGACCAUCUAAGGGGGAAAGAUCCUCCAAUGACGAAGGCAUUCUUUGACACAGCUGAGGAGAGCCCAUUCUGCAUGUAUCAUUACUUUGUGGAUAUUAUAACAUGGAACAAGAAUGUAAGAAGAGGGGACAUUACCAUCAAAUUGAGAGACAAAGCUGGAAACACCACAGAAUCCAAAAUCAAUCAUGAACCCACCACAUUUCAGAAAUAUCACCAAGUGAGUCUACUUGCAAGAUUUAAUCAAGAUCUGGAUAAAGUGGCUGCAAUUUCCUUGAUGUUCUCUACAGGAUCUCUAAUAGGCCCAAGGUACAAGCUCAGGAUUCUCCGAAUGAAGUUAAGGUCCCUUUCCCAUCCGGAGAGGCCUCAGCUGUGUCGGUAUGAUCUUGUCCUGAUAGAAAACGUUGAAACAGUCUUCCAACCUAUUUUUUGCCCAGAGUUGCAGUUGUAACUGUUGCCAGGACACAUGGCCAUCAAUAAUAGAAAGAAAGCUACAACCACAGGCUGUUUGAAAACUUCACCUCACCUUUUCUGCAAGGCAGAAAAAGUAUGAAAAAAACCAAGGCUUUUUUCAGUAGCGUCCUAUGGAUGUCACAUCGUACAUCAAACAACCUUGUGAUUAUAAAACGAUCCUGGGAAGGGAGCCCCUAACUAGGGCAAGUCAGAAAUAGCCAGGCUCGCAGCAGCCCAGCGCUGUGUCUGCUGUGUCCUGGGGCCUCGUUUGUUCUGACCUGUCAAUUCUGCUGCCUGUCAUGCGGGUGGUUCUGCCCAUCGCGGCUGCGGGUCAAGCAUCUUCAAGGGAAGGACGGACUGGAGGCCUCACCGUGGACUCAACUCUGCAUUCUCCGUGUCACAUUCCUCCAGUUCCCACACGUAGAAGGGAACGAAACUGACGUCUACCUCAUGGGGCUGCUGUGUGGGUUUGGGAGGCAAAUAUCUAUGAAGGGUUUUUUGAAAUCCCAUAGGUGCCACAUCUAUGAGAUGUUUGAUAAAUGUGAAUAUGCUUUUAC
Gorilla gorilla gorilla (western lowland gorilla) is the source of this 2481-nucleotide messenger RNA. RefSeq names its product lipase H (gene LIPH). The transcript is spliced from 12 exons. Lineage: Eukaryota; Metazoa; Chordata; Mammalia; Primates; Hominidae. Bases 567 to 1922 code for a protein of 451 amino acids. The record is from RefSeq and is a predicted model, not a curated record. Gene Ontology annotation, biological process: lipid catabolic process. Gene Ontology annotation, molecular function: glycerophospholipase activity.